AUGUCGGAUCCAUUGAGAUCUUCAUCUGUUCCUUCUCUUUCUACUCGUUCUGCAUUCUCUAGACGUCGAUUUGUUACUCUUCAAUUGACUGAUGUUCCAUCACCCGGUUUUUCAUCAAUACCACCUCUAUCAACUGGAGCUUCGACAGUUACUUCUUUAUCGGUUGGACCUUUAUCCGUUGGAUCAUUACCAGUUGAACUUCCACUUCCAUCAAUCGAACUACCAUCAGCUGAACUUCCAUCAAUUGAAUUUCCAUCAAUUGAGCCUUCACCAGCCGAACCUUCAUCAAAAAUAUCGUCAUCAGGUAGAUUUCCAUUCCCUGAAUCUUCAUUAGCUACAUCCACAUCACUCGAACCUCGAUUACUUGAACCUCGAUUAUUUGGAACCCGGUUAAAUGGUGCUCCCAUAGCUGGUCCUGAUUACCAAGUAUCAAAUGGAUCAAACCCUGAAGUAUAUCACAUUGAUGUCAAAACAUUCCCAACUACUUCUCCACGUAUUGUCUUUAAUUUGCCAGCUCUCGGAUACGAUGCUUCCGAUAUAAUUGCUGUCAUUGGAAAAGUGCGGGGCUUGGGCGACUUUGAUAGUGAUGCUUGCCACCGCUGUGCUAAAACUUGGGAGAUGUGCACAACACCAUCUACCCUCAAGAUUUUUUCUGAAGGCACGGAAGGUGUCUUGGGUACCCAUGUUACUUUAAUUUUGAAAUCGAAAGAACCUACUGGUCUUUGUGCAGUCAUUGGACGAACUCAAGAUUUUCUUCUAGGAGAGUUAGGUACAUCGGAUCAUGCUCUCAUUGUGAGUUCGUAUGUUUCGACUAUGAUAAAUAGACUAAGUGAUUUCACUGGGUGUUUAGAGGGUUUGGAAAAUGACGUACAAUGUAAUAUGGUGUUUAUAAAGUGUCCUCGGGGUUGCAAUUCGGAAGAAUCUAAAAGAUCUCGUUAUGCCUGUGCUUUCGGAGUGUGUCAUGGUCUGUUUGAGCUUCCAUUUCAUGGACUCGAAGGAGAUCUUCCCAAAAUAAGGGCAGAGAUUAAUAUGGGAUUCUGGAGAACCUGGAGCGAAAGAGCUUAUUGUGUUUCUUCUAUCGAGAGGGAAGACUGUGGCUUACUAAUGGUAGCUACAAAUAACGGGACAAAUGGUAAUCUCAAAGCAAUAUCUGCAGUUAUGACUCAUCCAAUUGAUGUGAAUCCAAUUCAAGAAGCUUUGAAAAAGAUUAAAGACGAUGGAGGAAAUUUGAUACAAGUUUUCGCAACGGUCAACCCAAACAAAAGGGGGGCCGGUGGCGUUCAUUUUUCCAAUCAACAAAUCAACUCUGCUUUUCAUGCCAUGAAUAACGAUCCUAACAUGUCAGGAGAUCAGCACGUUAGAGCAGCUGUAGGAGGUCAACUUGCAGCAUUGUGUGUAAAUACGAAUAUUUACGUGUCUGGUGGCGGAGAUGGACAAGGACCAUGGGGAGGUGGAAAUUUAUGCUUCAUAUACAAGGUUGAUCCACCGAUUAAUGAGAUACCGGAAGCUUGGAUGAAUCUAGACAUCGAAUUUGACCUGGAUGAAGCCGAGAUGAAUGCUUUGACUGUACCUGAAGUCAAUAGUGAGCAGAAUACUAUGGCUAUACCUGGAGUCAAUGAUGAGCAGAAUACUAUGGCCAUUCCUCAGGUCAAUAGUGAGCUGAAUAAUACGGCUGCUUCUGAAGUCGAUAUUGGACUAAAUACUAUGGCUAUCCCUCAAGUCUAUAGUGAGCCGAAUACUACACCUGAACCCGAAGUCAAUGAUGGUUCAAAUAUCACGACUAUAUCUGAAGUCAGUAGUGAGCCAAAACGAAAGAGGCCUCGAUUGGAAUAA
Messenger RNA from Botrytis fragariae, 1833 nucleotides. RefSeq lists its product as uncharacterized. The coding region runs from base 1 to 1833 and encodes 610 amino acids. The transcript has a single exon. Gene Ontology annotation, molecular function: hydrolase activity, acting on carbon-nitrogen (but not peptide) bonds, in cyclic amides. The record is from RefSeq and is a predicted model, not a curated record. Lineage: Eukaryota; Fungi; Ascomycota; Leotiomycetes; Helotiales; Sclerotiniaceae.